Messenger RNA from Selaginella moellendorffii, 1056 nucleotides. RefSeq lists its product as uncharacterized. NCBI's taxonomy places the organism in Eukaryota, Viridiplantae, Streptophyta, Lycopodiopsida, Selaginellales, Selaginellaceae. The transcript is spliced from 6 exons. Bases 95 to 895 code for a protein of 266 amino acids. The record is from RefSeq and is a predicted model, not a curated record.
UGCUAUCCUGGGUGGGGCGAGAGAACGAGCGGCGAGGGUUUACACUAGGGUUUAACGCGGGGCGCGCGGGGCGGGGGAGAGAGAUCGCUCCGCCAUGUCCAGCAGCCAGAUGGUAUCUCCGCCCCGCGAGGAGGAUUUCAACAAUGAGCUGGAGGAGGGCGAGGAGGAGAAGAUGGACAUGUCUCUGGAUGAGAUCAUCAAGCUCAACCGCGACACCAUGAUGCAGAGCCCCGUGAGAAGCAACAAUUCACAGCGCAGCAGCGAGCGCCCUCCGCCGCCGCGGCGAGACGCCCGAGAGGCAAUUCGUCGCUCCGCGGCCUCUCGCUCCGCCGCAAUCCGCCAGGGAAGGAUUCCCGAGCGAAGGAGCGAGACUUUCUACUCUGGAUCUCGGCCGUAUCACGCACCCAUCAAGAGCCGUGUUGGCGGCGGGGGCGGCGGCGGUGGCGGUGGCAACAGGAACGAGAUGUUUAAGCGGAGUGGCUUCCCCCGGAAGCACUUGGCUCCCGGCGAUAGAGUGGAUAUCUAUGAGGGAGCCGCUGGGAAGCUCAAGAUCUCGGUGGUGAAUGAGAACAGCAAGCCAGCACCAACGCAAAGGCCACCUCCUCCAGGGCGUGGGGGAGGCGGCGGUGGCGGCGGCGGUGCGAGAAUGAACUGGGACAACGAGUUUCGAGUUCGUGACGAUCUGGACGACGACUUUGAAGACUACGACCGUCCAAUGCAGGUCCAGCUGAGGAUGCCAUAUGGAUCCAACAAGUUGGAUGACUACUCCGAUGUGCCCAAGAGGCACCGCACUCUCGACUCCUUGUUUGCGAGCAUCAAAGAGCAGCGCGAGUUUGGACGCGUUCAGAACUUUGGCUCCGGAAGAUUCCGUGCGCAGUCUUUCAGGAAGCGGUGAACGACACCUCGUAAAACAGAGCCUUCACUCCUAUAAGAUCAGCCAACUUAUUAUCUUCUGUCUCUUGAUUUCAUGUUUGUCACGCCUGUACAUAGUAUCACCACCUAUUUGCUCAAUGCUUGGAUCCCAAGAAAAAUAUACGAAAACUUCCAGAAGGUUUU